GAUUUAAAAUGAGUACUGUCAAUAAUAACCUUAAAUUUACAUCAACACUUUAUACUAUAUAGGCUCUGUUUCUGUCGGUUCUGAAUUUCUGAUAUACCUACAGACUACAUAAGUACGUUUUACAAAAAUUACAAAUUGUCAAUACGCUUAUUUUAGUUAACAGUGUUAAUACGCGUACGCUGUUCCCGUAUUACCCGUAUACAUAUUACGUGUGCUGUGUUUACUGGCUUUAGUAGUUACUAUAGUAGUCUUGAAUCUAUCCUGUGGAUGUAAUUGUCGUACUAUAAAUUUGUCAUCAGCUUGUUUGUAUUCAAUUAUUAACUGAAUUUCCGUCCAUAAUAUUGUAUCAAAGUAUAUAUUGAUAGUUAUGGGUAUAUAAGUUAAAGGGUGACUUUGUAUAAUUUUGGAAAAUGGAUAGAGGUGGAAGAGGUAUAAGAAGAGCUCGAGGUGGUCGUCCAUUCAUUAGAGGUUUUUAUCGUGGUAGAACACCAAAUAGAAGACGUCCUAUGGGAAGUAGAUCAAGACCUUCUAGCUCUAGAGACAGGUAUGAAUCUUCAUACAAUGAUAAUGAUCGAAGUGAUUCACGUGAAAGAUCAUGGGAUUCUAAAUCAGGCACUGACAAAGAUGUCUCAAAAGAAAAACAUGAUGGAGAUGAUAAUUCACCAAUCAGCAGAAGUAAAUGGGAUAAAGAUGAAGACCCUAGUGAAAAAAAUGAUGAACGGUACUCAGAUAAAAAAGGUUAUUAUGAUGCAAAGUAUUAUAGACGUGCAACUGGACACCCACAUAGAGGUUACAGACGGCCAUACCAAAAUAAUUAUUGGGAUAGAAGUGAUCGUGGAAGACAUCACUCACCACAAAGUCAAUAUCGUGUAAGACCCUAUAAUUCCCCUUCUAGGCAUAGACGUUAUUCACGUUCUCCUGAUAGACGUCGAUCACCAAGUAGAUAUCGAUCUAAAUCACGAUCUCGAUCCCAUUCACAUUCUCCAAGCAGAUCCAGGCGCUACACUUCUCCAAAACUUAGAUCCCCUAAAAGAAGAUCGCCAUCACGACGGCCUAGGUCACCUAAUACACAAGAUCAGUCCAUAGAAAAAACUCAAGCAGUAAAGAGUCAUUCUGAUGAUGAAAAUAAUUCUGAUGAUUUUGUUGAAAAGUUAAAAGCCUCAAAAGGUUCUAAAACACCAGGCAGAAUGGAGUAUACAGAAAAAAGUGAUGAUGAAUAUUGGAUUGAAAUUAAUAAAAGUGAUUCUAAAGAUACAAAAGAUACUAAAAAGUCCAACAGACCAGAAUAUUCUUCCAAAGGCUCUAAGACUCCAGGACGAUCAGAAAUUUCUAGUAAUGAUAAAGAUGAGCAUUGGACAAAAUCUCAAACUCCCAAGACUUCAACUAAAAAUCUAUAUUCUAAUAGUUGGGAUGAUUCUCCUAUUAGAGAGAAAUCUAUUCCUAAGGCACUAAAAACACCUGGUAGAAAAGAUUAUUCCUCUAAAGAUGAUGAUUACUGGAUAAAUUCUCCACCUACUGAUGCUAAAAAAGACCGUUCUUCUAAUGACGUAUAUUCAAACAAAACAGUUAAUAAAGAUACUACAACCAUGUAUGUUCAUGAAUUAAGUUCAUCUGAUUCUGAGCCAGAAAAAAAAGUUAAUAAGAGAGCCAGGUCUAUGUCAUUAACUAACUCUGAUAAAAGUGAUACUCCACCGUUAAAUACUGAACAGUCUAAUAAAUUAGGAAAUCGAUAUUCUCAAGCUCCGUCUUCAUCUUCCAGAGUGCCAAAUUCUAUUUUAAAGGAACCACCACCUCCUACACUACCUGCUACCCCCAACAAUUUACCAUUAUAUAGUUCACAAUGGCCUGGAAUACAAAAUUCUGCUACUCCAUAUUCAUCAACUACAAACUAUGUUCAACCUCAACCUUCACAAUUCACAGCUUACCAACAACGACAAACAGUUCCUGUUCAAAAUGCUCAGUGGUACCAACCAGGUUACCAGCAAUAUGGAACACCAUUCCCACAAUUUCAACAAUAUGAUCAAAAAUCUGUUGCUUAUAAUCCAGUACAUACUAAUCUUGAACCAGUUGAAGGUUAUCAAUCUACCAAUCAAGGAUUGUAUAAUAUAGAUUUGAAAAGUGUUGUAGAUAUAACAAAACCCCCUCCCAACAUUACACCGAUUACACCAGUACCUGAUACACAAACUAAAAGUUCUCAGGAUAGCAUUUUUGAAAUGCAACGUGAAACAUAUGUUACAAAACUUUUUAGUUUAAAAAAAGAACUUGAGACAUUACAAAUUCAGUAUGAUACAUUUAAGUUAGAUAAUACAGAUGGUCGUCAUAAUACUGAAUUGAAAAAAAAUAGAAAAGCACAGGAUGAUGUAAAUGGAAAAAUUAAGGGUGUAAAUAAUAUUCUUGAAGUAUUAAAUACAAUGAUUCCAAAAGACUCAUUAAAAGAAACUAAAAAAGUCGAACCUAAAAAAUUAACAACAGAAUCCGAGUAUGUGAAAAUCCCUACUGAAACUGUACAACAAGAUGUAGUUUCAAAUAUACGUAAGAAUCGACAUCGCAGUACUUCGUCAUCUUCAUUGGAACUAAAAAAAAAAAGGAAUAAAUCAAUUAAAUCAAAAAAAUCUUCUAAAGUACACUCUUCCUCAGAAGAAGAAACUGAUUCUAAGAAAUCAUACAAAUCUAAAGAGUUAAUUGAUACAAGUAAAAAAACAAAACGUAUUGAGAAACUACCUCAAUUCAAUCAUGUUUAUUGUGAUUCAUGUAUUCAUUGGUGUCAGCCAUGUAAUAUUUUUCCAAAAACUGCAAAGGAAUAUUUAACACAUUUGCACAGUGAAUCCCAUAGCAAAACUCUGGAGGAAUUAAAUGUUGUUGAAUUACCUUGGCAUGAUACUCAAACUGAACCUACCCAACCUGAAAAAAAUCCCGAACUACCAAAUAAACGAGUACCUAUCAAAGGUUUGGAAUUUUUUAUUGGAACACAAGCUUGGUAUUGCAAACUGUGUGACACUUGGAUUGGAGAUCUUCAUUGUGCUUCAGCACAUUUUAAAUCUAAACAACAUAAUGAUUUAUAUGCGGAACUUAUAGCGAAGCAACCAAAUUGGGAAAUUGAUUGGCUUACAAAAAGAACUCGUGCUUUUGAAAAGUCCUUAUCACAAGCAAGUGCAAUUAAAGAAAAUAAAUCUAAAGAAAACGUUGCUGAACCCAAGGUUGAAAAGUCUUUUUUUGAGAAGGAGCCUAGAAAAGAGAGGGAAAAAGAAAAACUGCGUGAAAGAGAUAGAGAAAAAGAUCGAGAUAAAUAUAAAAAAGAAUUUAGUCGAAAAACAGAUUUAAAAAGUCAGUUAAGUCCUGACAAAGAGAUUAAUGAUGCAAAUAAUGUAUCUUUAUCAGAUUGGAUGAAGCCAGUUGAUUUACCUGUGGAAAAAAGUAUGAUUACUUUAAAGGAAUCUGUGCAGAAAUCUAAAGACAGAUUGCAUAAAAAUAAAACUGAUGAAAUCGAUGAAUCCCGUAGAUCUGGCCUAUCUAAUGUAAAUGUAGUAAAAAAGCAACGACUCGAAGAACCAAAGCCACAAAUUGUGUAUGAAAAGAAAGAUGAAAGUUUUAAUUUAUCUCACCGUACUAGCAGAAUAAAAUUACCUUUUAUUGGAAAAAUGCCAUUUGCAAAACCAAUUGGUAAAAAAACAAAUUCAUCUGCUAAAGAUAUACCUAGUUUUACUGUUGAAAGUACAACUAAUGAACCUAAAGAAAACUUGAUGGAAUCUGUGGCUAUUCAAAAAAUGUUAAUAGAAAAAAUGAUCACUGCAGCAAAUGAAAAAAAGAUUGAAAAGCAUAUAUUACCUGUUGACAUGGAUAUAGAUGAUGAUAAUGAAAACGAUGAUGGUAUUGUAAGUUCAGAAACUGAUUUAAUUGAAAAACAACUGAACCGUUCACAGUCAGGAAAUCAAAUACACGAGAUGUAUAGUCAACCACAUACUACAAAUGCAUUACCUCAAGAUUUAAGUACUGCAUUGAACAUGAUUUUUCCUUGCAGUGAAGCUUCUCCGGUAGUACCUUCUAUAAACACACCAGUUAGUCCUCAAGUUCAUAAUCCAUUAAUUCAUCAAAAUUACAAUAUGCCAUAUGGUGUACCAAAUAAUUUAAGUAUUUCGCCUGAAAGAAAGAAGAAAAAAAAUGCUCCAUCUCAACGAAAACGUAGACACAUGAAGAAAAUUAUGGGUAAAGAAGGAGAACUUACUAAAGAUGAGUAUGUUGAAGAUGAUGAUGAUAAAUUAGAAGACCCAAUUAUACAGGGACCUAAAGAAGAAAAUAAUAAAACAUCAAAUGGCAAUGAAUCUGAUGGAGAUGAACUUGCUAUGCUUGGUAUUGAUGCUGAGGAUAUGGCUGCACAAUAUUAUUGAAAAGUAUUGGUUUUAUAAUGUGACAGUUCCUUUGUAUAUAUACAUGUAUUAUAUAUCAAUUUUAAUUUUAAAACUACCUUUCUAAAUAGUUUUACUGAUAUUUUGCUUGAACAAAUUUUAGAUAGGUAGAAUGUGAAAGUAUAUUCAUAAAUAUUAUAAAAAUAAUAUGUACAGACAAUUAAUGACUUCUAGGUACUAUUCAAAAUGGUAAAAUUAAAUAGUACUAUUAUCCCAACUGUUAAUGCAUCAUUUGGUGUAUUAAUUUGAUCAUUAAAUGUUAUUUAAAGUGUUUUAUUUAUAACAAAUAAAAAAAUUGAAUUUUCA
Messenger RNA from Myzus persicae (green peach aphid), 4709 nucleotides. RefSeq lists its product as uncharacterized. Lineage: Eukaryota; Metazoa; Arthropoda; Insecta; Hemiptera; Aphididae. Gene Ontology annotation, molecular function: nucleic acid binding; zinc ion binding. The record is from RefSeq and is a predicted model, not a curated record. Gene Ontology annotation, biological process: positive regulation of DNA-templated transcription; negative regulation of DNA-templated transcription. Gene Ontology annotation, cellular component: nucleoplasm. The coding region runs from base 411 to 4385 and encodes 1324 amino acids. The transcript is spliced from 12 exons.